GCAGUCAAACCCGGAACUACACUUCCUAGUUACGGAAGUCUUGCAGUUGUGUCCGUUUGGACCUUUCUUUAACUGUCUAUGGUUUGGACGACGAGUGAUUUUGGGACAUGUUGGGGCAAGUACCGUCACCCAAAUGAAGGCAAACAUAGUAGUAACGUUACUGUUAACGUUACGUUGUUGUUAAAACACUGAAACUGUACGUAGGCCGUUGGUUAGCGAAUAAGUAUUUGCCUUCUAUGAGCUUGAUGUGUGAAAGUGGUCACAAUGUACAUUCUUAAACGCGUGGUGUGCGCUGGAGGCGUCAUUGUCCACCGAUGCACCUCCCUCGCUGUGAGGAAUGUCUCUGCUUGCUAUUGCCUAAGUUCCCCAAAGAGACACAGCCCGUACAGCUUAGUGGACUGUGAGCGCUACUCUUCUCUUGUGAAGUCUGUAAUGUCAUCCAGGGUCAGUUCCCAAACCCCUGAGACCCUGCUAACGGAGGAUGAGCACAUCUAUGGACCCGUUGUCAAAGCACAAACGCCUUCCUCAAGACCAGAAAUGAGGGGACCCAAAACCCUUCAUCCCUUCUUACACUGCCAAGACAGUAUAGAAACAGAGGAGCCAGAGCCAGGACCUCCUGCCCGGAUUUUGUUAAACCGGGGCCAGAGCAGAUCAUCCGUACCGAGUGUGACGCGCAUUCUUCAGCAGACGCUUUCCCAAGAGCAGAUCUUCUACCUGGAGAGGUGGAAGAGGAAGAUGAUCGCAGAGCUUGGAGAGGAAGGCUUUAAAGAAUACAGUCAGAAUUUAUUUAGGCAAGGGAAGCUUUUCCAUUCAACUUUGGAGGACAUCUUGACGUCAGGUGCAACAUGGAAGAACAAAAAUCCUACAGAGAGAGCAGAGUAUCCACCUGAGGUACAGGGAUACAUGGAGAGCAUCUCUCACGUACUGGAGGACGUCAGUGCAGUGAGAGCUACUGAAAGCACCGUGCAACAUGACACUCUGAACUAUCUGGGAAUUGUGGAUUGUGUUGCUCGCUACAGGGGUGUACUAUGUGUUAUUGACUGGAAGACUUCAGAGAAGCCCAAACCAUUCCUGAGCAACACAUAUGACAAUCCGAUUCAGGUGGCAGCCUACGCCGGGGCUUUGAACAACGAUGGAAACUACAAAUACCAGGUUGAAAAUGGACUCAUUGUAGUAGCCUACAAAGAUGGCUCACCUGCCCAUGCUCAUCAGUUGAGCUCAGAGCUGAUGUUGGAGUACUGGAAAACUUGGUUGGUUCGUCUUGAAAAGUUCACAGAACAAAGAUCCAGUCCUGCAUCAAGUGUUUUUGCGGAAAAGAGAUGAGAUGUGUGAAGAGAAGUCUUUAAGGCCAUGUCCAUGAAGCAUGGUCAUUUCAGUUUAAGGCAAAUGAAGCUAAACUGAAAAUAUACCAUGCUCACAUGCAGUAGGAGGGUAAAAACAUAUGCCUUUUAACCUUGAUUUCUGACUAGCGUUUUUAUAUAACCUUUCCCCUUUCAAUGCUGAGGGCAACUUUUACGGGGCGUCUUCUAUGAGGUAAAAAAAUCAUUGAAUUCAAACCAGGCUUCCCUGUAUGAGGGGUCCUCAGUGAAGCCCAGGCUUCUAAAGAGCCUGUAGGAGACGUCAUUCUCCUCCUCUAUGAAGCAGUACACUGGGUAGCCCUGAGCGUGGAAUCUCUUGGCCAUUGUGCUGGCCAGGACUUUGGCGUAGCUUUUCCCUCUGUGUUCUGGCAGAGUGUACAACAUGCCCAUUGCACAUGACGCAUACGUCAGGAUCCAGGACACAGGCUUUCCUUCUGCAUCCAGCACGCAGCAGGAGGGGAAGUUCGCUAUCAUGUUCCGGAUCAUCCUGGCCCCACCCUCGUUCUUUCCAAACUUCCACAUCUGAUUCACCAAGCUGACGUGGGAUUCAUCCAGAGAGCUAAGUGAGAUCCCGGAGCUGAUGCAGAACAGAGCAGGUGGCUUUUCAGAGCAGAUUUCUGCUUUAUGAUGAUCUACUAAACCUAAGAUAAUGAUUUAGUCACACGCUAGACACUAAAGACAUCACCACUGCAUAGCUAGGCUCUACCUGUCUAUAGGGGGAAGGUUGGAUACAUCCUCCAGUAUCAUCAUGUGACACACUGCCAGUUUUCUGCUGGACACGCCUUUUUCUGAUGCCACUGCUUGAAAUAUCUCCGAGUGGCAAAGAUUGAUUCCUUGACAUGAAGCAAAAGACAAUAAAAAAUGUGUGGAACUU
Messenger RNA from Etheostoma spectabile (orangethroat darter), 2232 nucleotides. It is a transcript of the gene mgme1, whose product is annotated as mitochondrial genome maintenance exonuclease 1. Gene Ontology annotation, molecular function: single-stranded DNA exodeoxyribonuclease activity. Gene Ontology annotation, cellular component: mitochondrion. NCBI's taxonomy places the organism in Eukaryota, Metazoa, Chordata, Actinopteri, Perciformes, Percidae. Gene Ontology annotation, biological process: mitochondrial DNA replication. The transcript has 5 exons. The coding region runs from base 265 to 1323 and encodes 352 amino acids. The record is from RefSeq and is a predicted model, not a curated record.